UGCAGGCUCCUCCCCCCUCAGUCGCUGUAAACAAUAAGCUGCCUGAGGAUCUCUCCUGCUCCCCCCAGCACCUCAAAGCACCCCGAUACCUGAGCCGCCCAGUCUGAUGACCCCCCGCCGGCCGUGGCUGCACCCUGCCUGCACACAGCCGCCUGAUAUGUCCCUGGAUGCGGGGGCCGACCCUGUGCACAGUAACAGCCCCUCUCUGCGCUGCCAGGACCCCGCCAGUGGCCCCCAAUAAUGGAGGGAGCUGGGGGGCCCUAGAUGGGGGUGCUGACCUCAGUGCUUGCUGCCUUGGAGAGGUGAGACCCCAACAUACAUGGGGGAGUGGGGGGACCUGGGUCCCGCCCAAAUAGUUUGAGAUUUGAGAGGGUCUGCAACGGUCCCCAGCCUAUCCCUAACUGUCAGAUGGGGGUGGGAUUAUUAUUAUUAUUAUUAUUAUUACUACAGGAUAAUACUGAACCCAAACAAACUACUUCUGUGUUUAUUUUUAUUUUUUUGUAAGGGUGAGGGGGAGCUACAUUACUCACUUAUCAUAUAGAACAUAAUAUUAGAAAUGUGUAUAAAUAUAUAUCUAUUUAGCCGAUUACAAAACUAAUUUCCCACAAUUUCUAUGGGUUGGUAACUUUUUAUGUUUUCCCCUAAGUAAUCUGAUCUACUCGCUGGGAAACUUUGUUCAUAUGUGUGUGUAUUGUGUGUUUUAUUACUGCUGUGUUGUUGUUCCCGUGACUUCCCUUUUUUAUGUAAGUUUCGGUACUUUUUCUUGUUUGUUUAUUUGUAAUAUGGUGUGCUGUUUAUUUACGCUUUCCUCUCUGUACUGCUUGUUUUGUAAUCUAUUUGAGUCGUUAUGUGAUGCAGUGGUGGUUCUUGAGACCCCUGUGAAUUAUUUACAAAUAAGUGUAAAGUCACAAAAUCCCAAAUAUUAGUGAAUUCAGUACAAAUUAGUUUAAAAAAAAAAAGUUUUUUUAAAAAAAAAAGCCAACCUGUUACUAUUGCGUAGAAAAUUUCUAAAACCACUAUUAUUGCUUAUAUUUUGCCAUUCAGUUUUUGUUUUUUAUUCUCUAUCAUUAUGUGUUAUUGAUUAAACCCAUAAUGCCCAGUUGGUUUCUGUAUAAUUCCAUGGUAAGAAUAAACAUAAUCUUAGAGUUCUAUGGUGUUUAUCAAAAUGACUUGAACAUUUUUUUUUUAAGCUAAAAAGCUGCAAGUCUGUAACCACUUUUCUUAUAUUAUGUUUGAAGUAAAGUUGUAUGUCAUACUGUGACAAAAAAUGCCAACUUGUGGUAUUAAAUGUUAUCUAGUAUACUGUUUUUUGAGGGCACAUACAUAGCCCAUAUCUUUAAUUCUGAAAGUUUAUCCUACCUAAUUUUAAAGCAAGCUUCCCCGGCUUAAAUGAACACUUUAGGCUUCAUAAAAACUUAAUCUCAUAAAAUGCCUGGAGUUCCCAAUCAACAUCCCAUUGUUAUAGAUUAAAAAAUUUUUGAUUGAUUUUUAAUAGUGAAUGAGGUUGUUGGGUUGCGCUCAGUCAGACUUUCUCUGAUUCUCUGCCUAAUGCUUCAACAUUAGCUUGGAUUGUGAUUGGCAGCAGCAAGAAUAUUCAACGGACUCUAUCAGCUUAACACUCUACAUCAUCAUUGGUAUGACUAAUGAGAGUACAUUCUGCAGUAGCCAUUCCUCCAGGGGUGACUCUCAAAAGUCAAUAUUUAAAAGCUACCUAUACGUUUUGCUUUCCUGAUUAAGUCUCACCAUUUUUACAUGUAUGUUUGUAUGUGCCCUGCCUUACACACCUGGCAUGACAUGUACAUUUAAUGGAAGACUCCAAGCACCAUAACUAGCACAGCGUGCUGUUGUGCCCUGGCAUCCCUCAUUUUUAAGUAUUUAAUCAUUUGAUAACUGUUUUGACUCUUGCCUGGGGUCUGCUGGGCCCAGCUCUCUGACUCUUGUGGGGUCCUGAUUUUGAGAGCUAUGAGUCAUGCCUUGCACCUUCUGGCUUAGAUCACAGUUAUAAGCUUGCUACUUUCAUUAAGGGAAGGGAUCCCAAGUGAGAAGUGAAAGUACAGUUUUAUAGGUGGGGGGUUUUGUUUUAUUUGAAUUUUAUUUAAUGGUGUAAUUUCCCCGAGAAGUUCUCAUUUAGACAAUCACUUUUUGUCCAUGGUGUACUCUCACGAAUACAUUCAAUGUGUGACUGCAGAAAAUAGAAUCCAACCAGGAUAGACUUGGCUAUUUUUCCGCUUUAUAGUUGUGAAAAGUAAAACUUUUUUUUUUUUUUUUUUUUUUAAAUAUUGCUUAUAAACCUCAAAGUUCAUAGUCACCAGGUUUAUGCACCCUUCCUUCCUUAUUUAAAUGUAUCCAAUGUAUAUGUACUCAAGAAACCUAGUGUGACUCUUGAACAAUACAUUUAAGGGGCACUUUAGGUCAAACUGUUUUCGCAGUGUGUUAAUUUGCUCGUAUGCCCUGCUGCCACUUCACUAAUGCUGGUCUUCCAAUUCUGCCAAUCCUAUUUUCGAUGAUUGUGACAGACUGAAGAGGUUUGUUUAAUAUCACAUGACUUGUCCUGUUAUUUUGGGUAAUACGUUUCUUACACAUUGUAAUUUGCACCUUGAUAUCAACAGUGAAAAAUUGGAUUUGAUAUUUCUAAAAGAGUGCUCUUUAAGUUAGAAUUUUAUUUUUAUUUUUUAGAUAUCUGUGCCUACCAUUGAAAAUUGGACCGGUCAAGAAGUACCAUGAAAUUCACUGUCCUCUUGGAAAGCCAACGUCUUGCAUCACAGCUAGAGAAUGGCCUCCAGUCAGAAACCACCAAAUUGAAGGUUCCUUCCUUUCAAGGAUCCACCAUCAAGGUGCAUGCAGACUCCUCAGAUUCCUGUAUAGUUUUUUUUUAUUUUUUAUUAUUUGUCACUUUGUGAGUAAAGAUGUGUUGUACAUUCUGCGAGCUUUGGAGUUGCUGUUUAGUGAGUGAGCUGGAUCUUGUAGGUAUGAACUUUUUUAUAUUGUAUGCACCAUAACCACUACAGAGUGCCUUGGUGCCCCCCACCCCAUGUAAGUAAUCAAACCACGUGGUAUCUGUUUAACUUUGUUCCUAAUCCUUACUGUGAUUGUUCUCAUCAGCCAAUGAGCUUUGCUAACCGUUCAGAGGGUGGAGACACUGAAGGCCAGUGCUGCACUGCCCCAAGAAGCACCUCUAGUAGCCAUCUGAGGAGUGGUCAGUGGAGCGAUUCCUAGGCUGUUAUCUAAACACUGCACUUUUCUCUGUAAACAAAACAGUGUUUACCUCAAACAGCCUGAAAUUAUAAUUAUACUCACCAUAACAAAUGCAAUAAGCUGUAGUUCUUCUGGUGACUAUAGUGUCCAUUUAAGCUUGCUGAAGAGCUUUAUGUGUAAAUAGUGUCCCAUUUUGUCAAAUGGAAAAGUGCAGAUUUUAACUUUGCUAAUAUUAAUUUGAAAGAAUGAAGAAAGAAAAGAAAAGAGCCUUAGAUUACUUGAACCUCCAUGGGGGUUAACCCCUAAUUGAGUAACAGAAAAAGAAAAGAAGAGGUUGGAGAUUCCAGUAUUAAUUCGUAUUGACACCAGAGGAACACUGAAAUAUCAAGUGAAACUGUCAAUUUAAAUUAAGAAGUCCCUUAAUACUAAGGGCACUACACACACUAUUAUACUAAACACGUGCACAUACACCACAUCUAGUGAUACUAAACUUCAUCAAUAGAUGACAAAAUGAUUUCACUGAAUCGAAAAGAAGUAGUAAGGUACCCACUACAGACUAUCUUAGUCUUUGAAGUGAAAUCCUAAAGUCUCCUAAAUCAAUUUACAUAAAAAACCUUACUUCUAAAUAAAACUUUGCUACCCUCAUCACUGUCAGACAAUUAGUCAUGUUACUUUCUGGUUUGUUUAGCUCAGUGGAGCUAAACUCAAGAGGCAGCAAUUGUCCAGAGCACCUGCAUUGCAAAUACCGUAUAUACACGACUAUAAGACGAGUUUUUCAGCACAUUUUUUGUGCUGAAAAACCCCCACUCGUUUUAUACUAGAGUCAAUGUCUGUAUUAUGGCAACUUACAUUGCCAUAAUACAGACCAGGACCGCCGGGCUCAUUACAAGCACGGCGGUCCUGUUAGGGGCUGACAGAGAGCUGUAACUUACCUUUCCUGCAGCUCCUGUCAACUCCCUUCUCUCUCCUCUGGUCCGGUCAGCUCCACUGUAAGUCUCGCGAGAGCCGCGGGGUCAGAGCGUUGCCACAGGUUACCGUGGCAAAGCUCCGUGCGGCACUGAGACCACGAGACUUACAGGGGAGCUGACCGGACUGGAAGGGAGCUGCAGGAAAGGUAAGCCCCCCACCUACACAGCCCAUGCCACUAGACCACCCGGGAGGGAGAGCCCCCCUCACUGGCCAUGUAUCAAGCAGGGAGGGGGUUCGAAAAAAUCAAAAUAAAUAAAUAAUAAAAAAAAAAUAAUAAAAUAAAAUAUAUUAAAAAAAUUAUGUUAAAAUAAUGAUUAAUAAAAAUGUCCACCCCCCACCAAGGCACUGCAUUCACGCGCACACACACACACACACACACACACACACACACAAUAUUCAAUUAAUAUUUUUUGGGGGGAUAUGAUUUUAUUUAAAAAAUUUACCACUACUGCUGCAUUUCCCACCCCAGUUUUAUACUCGAGUCAAAGUUUUCCCAGUUUUUGGGGGUAAAAUUAGGGGUCUCGACUUAUAUUCGGGUCGACUUAUACUCGAGGAUAUACUGUACUUCUUAUUGAGCUGCAUUUCUGACAGCCAAAAAAAAAACAUGGGCUGGGGGAGAAGGGGACGGGUUUGUAAUGGAUUCAGACAAGAAAUAUGUAGCUUCUACAAACUUUUAGAUAUAUCCCUAAGGACAAAAUGCAUAAUUUAAACGCAUACAUGAUUUCAUUGGGGUAUAUCUACUAACAGUUUUUUUUGUUUUUUUUAAACAAGUGUGGGCAGUGGAGUGUACCUUUUUAUGUGCGCUGAAUGAAUGUAGCUCUUGUAUAAAACGUAAUCUGCGUGCACACUCUGACUUGAAAACUUAUAUUUCAUCCUGCAGGGCACAGAUAUCUCUCCAUCACAGUAUGAGCAGGCUGUGCUGUGGAUUGAAGAAUUAAGGUCACUCUUCCACUUUUAUCCUGAGACCUUUUUCUUGGCAGUCAGCAUUCUUAACCGCAUUCUGGCAUCUGUGAAGGUAAUCUCUUCUUUAAUGAUUCUCAUAGGGGGCUUGCUCAUGUCUAGGUCCACUAUAUAGAGGCUCUUGGAGACUCACCUGAUUAUGCAUUGUUUUGCACUGUCUGAGGAGUCCAGAGAACUCCCCAGUUAGCACUAAGGGGCACAGGAGGUUGCACAGCUCCUCCCUCACAGUGUUACUCUUUGAAGAAACACUGUUCUGAUUAGUGCUGUACAAUAGGUGGACUAACUACCUAUUUUUGCACCCUGCUCAAACGAGCUUACACAAACAUGUAUUCUUCAUACUAUAAUAUUCUGGUAACUAUUUGGAUAUGUGGGCAACCCUAAAUAAAAAAUACGUUUAAAUUGCCUUGUUUCUCUGUGACUGACCCUCCUCCCCGAAUGAGAUCAUAAAUGCUAGUCUCAGCCAGUCCCCAAAGGUAAGUAUUGAUCAGCUAGUGCACAUGCAUGGCAAAUGAGUGCACUGCACCAGUCAGCAUCUCCUCACAGACAUGCAUUUAUGCAAUGUAUCUCUGGGUAGCGUUCAGUGUCUCCUAGAGAUGCUUAUUGUCAGCCUGGCAAUCUUUGCAGGACCAAAACUAGUAAGUUCCUCUACUAGAUGUGAGUGACAUCCACUAGAGGUAACCUUAAGCAGCAGGUUAAAAACACUGCCAUUUUUUUUUUUUUAAAUAAGCAAAUACUGAGGCUGCAGUAACAGUCUCCAUGGAUCAGAACCAUUGCAACCACUUGUACUGCAGUCAUAAGAUAUAUGGCCAAAAGUAUAUGGAUGCUCUUACUAAUUGAGUUCCUGUGUUUGUCUUGCCUAUUUCUAACUGGUAGAUGCAGCACAUAGCCAUGAGCCAUGAAAUCUCCAUAGACCCAUUUUAGCAAUACAAUGGGAUGUACUAAAGAGCUCAUUCAUUUUAAACAUGGCACUGUUAUAACAUGCCACCUUUGCCACAAGUCAAUUUAUGAAAUUUCUGGUCCACUGUAAGGGGUAUUAUUGUGACAUAGAAGGUACAAAGCGCAACAACAAAGUGGUGGACCCCAAGUAAUGACAUAAUUGUGAUGCUGAAGUGUCAGAGUUAAAGCUUUAAAUAGAAUAAUAAAGGCUUUCCAGAUGUCCGUUCCUCAUAGAAGUCUUUAUUACUGUAUGCUAGCAUAAUGGAAGGCUAACACAGUGUUACAUCAGACGUAGCUUUCUGAGGCAAAAUGAAGGCUUCAACCUGUAACGAGUUAAAACCUGUAACAAUGGUAUAGCGGGAAAAAAACAGGAUACUUAUAUGGAGGAUUUCAAUAGGUUACCUGUCUACAGAUAUAUAAAUGCAAUACCCUUUACGUAAAUUCAAUAGGGCUGUGAAUUCCCAGAGUCUCACUUCUCGAACAUUUGAUAAGCAACCAUUACUGGAAAUCAUCAGAGCGUAUCACAAUGCUGCCAUUUUUUUUCAUAAAGCUUGCCAUUACAGAAACAGUGAAAAAAAUAGUUUUGUUUAGUGAUAAAUCAUGCUUUACUAUCUGGCAGUCUGAUGGAAGAAUCUGGAUGUGGGUGUUGCCAUGGAAAUGUAUAGCCUCUACUGUAAAGUUUAGUGGAAGUGGGAAAAAUGGUCUAGGGCCCUGGGUUUGUGUUUUUUGUGGGGGGUUUUCAGGUUUUGGUUUAGACCCCUUAGUUUCAGUGAAGGGUCAUCUUUUAUGCAACAAAGUAUAAAGGCAUCUUACACAAUUGAUCUCUAACUUUGUGGCAUCAGUUUUAGGAGUUUCAGAUGGGUGGCAGAAAAAGCUGUUAGAUUUGCAUUGGGGGUCCAAAUCUAUAUUAAUAGCCAUGGUUUUGGAAUGGGAUGUCCAUCAUACUCAUGUCAAUGAGAUGGUCUGCCUAAAUUAUAUAUUUGAGUAUUCAAAGCGUGUACAUAAAGAGAUGUUAAUUAUCUUGUAUAAUCUAUGUAUUUGGUUUUACCAAUACCAAAGAGCUUGGUAAUUUGUGCGCCUAAUUGAUUUAGUAACCUUGUGCUUUAAUUUUUAUUUUAUUUUUCAAAUUGGAGAAAAAUAAAAACUGGCUCCUAAAUUUGUAAAGAAACACUGCAAGGAAUAGAAAAGUGUAUUCCUGACACUAGUGUUGAAAAAAAUAACUUUAUUCUAGUGACUUAUGAGUCUGUUAUGGCUGGAUCCACCGACCCACCCUCAGCAUUCUUGACUCAACAUAACAUAAAUAUUGACUAUCUAGAUUAAUACAAUGCUUUCUCAUAGCAAAGCAUUGGGGGGGCUAAUACUCACGCAUGGCAAAAUGGCGCGGAGCACCAGUCAGUAUCUCCUCAUAGGAAUGCAUUGAAUUGAUGCCUCACCAUGAGGAACUUUCAGAGUUUCCAUGCAGAGCGUGGAGAACUUCUAGUGGCUCUGAGUGACUGAUACUAGAGGUGUUACUAGGCAGCAAUGUAAAUACUGCCUUUUAUUUGAAAAUGCAGUUUUUACAUUAACAAGCCUUUAGAGACAUGCUAUACACACCAGAACAACUAUAUUGAGCUGUAGUUGUUAUGGUGACUAUAGUGUCCCUUUAAGAAAACAUCCGCUCUGCAUUGGCAAAUUUCUUCAAAUCUAUUAAAUUUAGCAUUUUGAUUUCAGUUCAGUCUUAAGUGAAACUGCUGAUACAGGUCACAGCCUCAGACUUCUUAAAUUAUGUUUGGCAUGUCAAAAAAUAUAUACAUAAUUCUAAAUGUUUGUUUGUUUUUUGUUUUUUUACAGGCCCAGGCAAAGUACCUUCGAUGUAUCUCUGUGACGUGUUUGUACCUUGCAGCCAAAGCCAAUGAGGAACGUGAGGUAGGAUAUAUUGAGUAACUAGUUCAAUCACUCUGGUUCCAACAAAAUGCAUGCUUUGACAAUAUGCUGACUCAUUCCAGCACUUUCAGUCUGACUACCCUGUCCACACAGACAUAUAGAGGCAAGGGUUACCAUGGUACCUGUAGAAAAAUGCAAUUUAAAAUUUAAGACGUGCAGCUGUCCCCCACACAGUGUACAGACCAAGUCAAAUACAGAAAAAAAAGGAGGGAAAAGCAAAUAGAAUAAAUGUUGUUCUUCAAGAUGCUUUGAGAUAGGGCUCUGCUUGAAACAUCUGUAUUCUUGCUUUUCUUUUCAAAAAAAUUUAAGGUGCUCUUUGUGCACUAUUAUAGUUGCGCUUCCAUCUUUAUUUAUGUAUUUUGCAUGACUAUCUUGUUAAUUUGUCUUUAUAUUUGUGUAUUUCACCAGUGUGUUAACACAGCAAAGGACUUGCUGAUUUCACUAGUGUAUAGAAUAGAGCUCUCCAGAAUGCAAAGCUCUUCUGCCUUUUUGUUAAGUGGGUCAGGGACUCCGCAUCUCUUUAGCACCAUUACACUUCUGCACUCACCAAUUGUGUAGCGUAAUGCUGUGUGGGUCCAUUGUUUAUUAAAACACUCAUGAUCAAUGGCUUUGAAACUUGAAAAUGUAACUUCACUAAACAAGUUAGAACUUGUUGGAAAAUUGCUAUUUUCUUCUAGAAUUUAAAAAAGAACUUUAAAACGACAGCACACAAUAUGAAAACUAUGCUACAGGAAGUCUUAACCACAGAGCAAACAAGUGCUAACCUACAUUUUUAACGUUAGAUGCAUUGUGUUUGAGUUCUUAUAAACUGUUGUAUAGCAUGAAGGACAAUUUGUGGCCGGUUAAAGUAGGCUGACCAUGCGAAGUAUACUAUUGUAGGUGUAAGAGCUGAAAUAUUCCGUAGUGACCAGGUCAAAGGUGGGUUAGCUGUUAUGUAUGUAAUUAUUCUAUCAGAUUAGACAGGGUUGGUUCUAGGGGAUAUUUUUUUUUUUUCAAUGCAUACACAAGCCUUGACUCACUGCAGAGCAGCAAACGACCCAACAUGGUAAUCUCUCUGUUGCAAAUAUCCAUAUUCCCUGCAACAUAACUUAUCUUUAGUUCUAAUUAUAACUGGCUUGAUUAUUCUAGGUAUAAUUAGACCAUUUGUUACACACAUGAUGCAAAUUUUUAUAUUCUACAAAGAUAAGUCCUUUUAUAAGUCCUUUUAUAAGUCCUUUUAUAAGUCCUUUUAUAAGUCCUUUUAUAAGUCCUUUUAUAAGUCCUUUUAUAAGUCCUUUUAUAAGUCCUUUUAUAAGUCCUUAAGGUUCAUAUGAUUAAAGUUAAAGUGGCUUCACUGCAAUCAAAAACUAUGAUAAGAUAGACCGAGCAAAGAGUACUUUAUGUUAUGAUUUAAGGAACACUCUACACCAAAACAAUUACGUUACGCUGUGGUGGUUCCGUUGAUUAUAUUUCCUCGCCUGCAGGGACAGUCUGUUUAAACACACAUUGCCUUUUCUGUGAAAAGGCAGUGUUUACAUUUGUUUCCAAGAAUGCCUCUAAAUACUUUCCUGGUCUCCAUACUCUGCAUGAAAAGACUUCGCUCACCACAGGUACAUUGGUACAAUGCAUCUCUGAGGUCAUCCUGAUUAUACUGUGGGGAUAUUUAUGGGAUAAUAAUAGUAACAGUGAGAAUUGCCCACUAAUUCAAUUCUCAGAUCCCAAAUAUCGUUAUCGUGUUAAGUGAAAUGUAUACCAUAUAAAUAAAUCACAAUGUUAUAAAAAUAGAUUUUAUUUUAUAAUGACAAAUUAAUUAAUAAUAUGUAACAUGCGUGACAAUAAUCAAUGAAUAUCCAGUAUAAAAUGAUAUGCAAUACAAAGGAAUGGCUAUACACGUUUCAAUGGCUAAACAGCAUUUUCUGUCAAGUCUUACACGAUUUAUGAGGUAUCUUUCACAGAGAGAAAGCUUUUCACAGCGAAGGGCCAUAAAACCCUGGCUAACAGUUAGAAUAACCCUUUCAAUGCUGGCUAGAUCUCCUAAGUAAUUAGGAUCUAUUCUUAUGUAAUUUUAAUUAAAAUAACAUUUAAACCAGUUCAUUAGACAUUUCCUGGAACCAUCCAAUAAGAGAAUCUACCAUGUUAUAUAAGCAGAUUUUAAUUUGUCUAAAAGAUAUCUAUCUUAUAUUAGAGCAAAUCAAUACACCUGGAUAAAAACAGCGGUAUGCUACCACGUGAUAAUAUCACAUCAAUAUAUAAUUAUUCUUAAUUCCACCUGCAGAAUGGAAUGUUUAUAACUAUAUAUUCUUUAGUUAACUAAGAUUUCUUAAUAUGGAAAUCUGACCGUGCUUUAUCCAGUCAUAUAUCCUGCUAUUAAUACAUUUUAAUUAAUUAAAUGAAACCAGUAUAAUUACCAGUUGAGUAGAUAUUUCAUCCGAUUGGUAGAUAGUCUCAGGAACUUAUUUGGAUGUCUGUAGGUGCAUGAGUUAUGGUGAAAGGUGGUGUUGGUUAGAAAGUCAAUAAAACUCUAAGUGUUAGAGUUUUAAGAGUAGAGUGUUAGUCUCAGAUGUUGUGAGUUGGAGUCCCCAAACUUCCAAUUCCUCUCUCCUCUUUUUCUUUCUCCUUUGCAUACCCUCUAUCUUCCCUUUGUCCUAACUUUUAAAGGGCCAGACUCUCUGUACGUCAUCAGUUGAUAACCCAAUAGAAGCACUAGAGGUGUGGUUAUCUUCCAGAUCGCAAUUUAGUUAUUUGGUCUAUAGAGGGCAGUCUUGUCCCACUAAACAUACCUAUCCAGGAACUUUUCUUGGUGGCUAUUUUGACGUCAUUUUGGCCUAUUUUUAUAGUGCCAUAACUUACAUUUUUGCUGUCAGAUCAAACAGUUUCUUUAAGUUUUGUCCAGACUUAGUGUCUGCAAUUCCUGCUAUAAUUUCUAAAAUGGCAGAUCAUGAACUAAGUUUAACCUUAAACUUACAAUGGUACCUUUUACAUAUAUAGAAAGUAAAAUUAAAUUAUAUAAUCUUCUCUGUCACAAAUGUCUGGGUUUAGAAUUUAUUAUAUUCCAUUAGCAUUUUAGACAGUCUAUCCAACCCCCGUUCUCCUUAUCACUUGGUUUGUUUAUACUAUGCAUUCCUUUAGCUCUGGGAAACUGGUUAGUUUUACAGAUAGAAAUCUUGUGUCUUUUUGUUAACUUGAGAAUAACAAAAUGGAGUCUGAUCUGUUCAGAGUGACUCGGAAUAUACACUUUUAAUUUCUAUCAUAGCACAAGAUGUCUGCCGAUAUAAAUACCCUGACAAUACGUGGCAAUUGGUGUAGAUCUGUGCACCACUUCUUUUGUAGAAAUAAUUUGAAUGGUUGAGAUGGUCACUAAUGACGAUGAGCUUAACCAGGAGAAGAGCAGCGGCCAUGUCAAGACCAUCAUGGAAUUAAAGAUAACCAAAACCUCAAAAUCCACGUGGGCAUUUUUGGUUUAUAAUAGGUGAAGGUCUAACUUGUCAUAGUUAGGUGAUGGAGGCGUUGCUUGGGUUAACCUGGCUUCUGGGCCCAAGGCAGGGUCGCACAUGAGGGCAGAUAGACUGGCUACAUAGAUAUAUACACCGGUACCCACACAUACUAAACCAGACACAAAUUCAUAGGCACAGACACCGGCAUAUAUAGAUAGGGAUACUGCUCUUAGAAUAGAGGUGCAAAUAUUUUGCUUUUUCAUCCCAAGAUUCUUGCUUUUUAAUCUACUUCUGCUCCCUUUUUUUUAAUUGCCCUUUUUUGUCCACACUCAUGUAGUAAUACAAGCUUAUCUAGUAUAGCUUAAAUUUCUUUGAACUCCAAGUAUUAUUUAUUCAUGUACUGUAACCAUUUCUUCUUCUGGCUGUGAGACAUCUCCCUUGGCCGUGACUCACACGUCCUGCAUGAAAAGAAAAUGGUUACAUUUUUCAAUCAGAUGCCAACUUACUUGAAGGAAUAUUAUAGUCACCAGAACUACAGCUUAAUGUUGUUGUUGUUGUUUUGGUGAGUAUAGUCCACAACUACAGGCUUUUUGCGGUAAACCCUGUUUUUUUUUUCAGAGAAAAGGCAGUGUUUACCAUACAGCCCAGCUAGGGACACCUCCACUGGCCACUCCUUAGAUGGCUGCUAGAGGUGCUUCCUGGGGGCAGUGCUGCAAAGUGUGCAGCACUGACAUUCAGGUAUGAUUUUAGUAAACUAAAGCUGUUUUGGUGCCUUUUUAAUGUCCAUUAAAGCCAUAUUGUGAGUGUUUUCUUCCAAUGUCCUCUGCUCUUCAAAGGUUUUCUGUAUUAGUUAAUGCUGUCUGGCUGACAUAGCUGCAAUGGCAUACUGGUAACUUCAUCAUCUUCAUUUACCUAGUUCUACCAUGCUCACCAGGGCUAAAUUUUCAUUCACUAAUGGCAAAUGAAAGCUUUGAGCCCUUUUGUGUAACUUUCUCUUUCUAGAAUUGCGCUUCCCCCAACCCAUAUACCAGAAUACAUAAUACACAAAGACAAGUUGGACGUUUUUGGCUCCGUCUUUAUUUAAUUUCAUUUGUUACAGGUAAUACCAUUGGUGAAGGAUCUUGUAGAACAGAGUGAGUGCAUGUGUUCAUCUGCUGAGAUCUUGAGGAUGGAAAGACUUAUACUGGAUAAACUGCAGUGGGAUCUGUACAUGGCUACACCAGUGGACUUCCUUAACAUUGUAAGAAUAUGCAACUCAUAGGAGCAGUUUAUUAAAUACAACAGGAACACAUAUGCACAUGUCUGCUAAUGCCAAAUAAGGUCUAUGUUUUUGAAACUAUUUACCAGUCACCAAAUUAGUCUGAUGGUAAAAGAAAAGUGACUUUAUUUUUCUUUGCUAACAAUAUUUUUUUAUUAUUAUUUUUUUCAUUUUAUCUUUCUCUUUUAAUAAAAAAAAUCUAGAUUUUUUUUUUUUCUUCUUUAAAUUUCUACACGAUGAUAUCUUUGUAACAUUGCAAAAAUAUUUCUCUAAUACUGUACAUAGAAAGCUGUCUGGUGGGUGUGUUUUUUUUAUAUAUAUAUAUAUAUAUAUAUUUUUUUUUCCACCAGGCACCAUGAAAGCUUCCAGUUCAUCCACACUGGCUGCUCUUUAAACAUUCUGUUCAUCUGGCACUUAAAAUAUUAUCUGUCUCUUGUAUAAAAGGCCAAUAGCUCUCUGUGAUCUUUUUAUGUUGGUGGAAGGAGCUGGACUCAUUUAAGCAGAGAAAGGGCUAUGUGCAUGUUAAGGCAAAACUGCAUGGCACAGGGAAUUAAACGUCUGUACCAAACCAUGCGCUGACUGAACAUUUUUAACCCUGUUUAAUACCCAAGAGGCUAGCAGCGCAUGAUUUUGCCUUGGCAAGGCUUUCGCUUUGUUCAUUCUAGCACAUCUAGAAUAAUUUACGACUUAAACCUCUGGUGUGAUUUUACUCUUUUGGAAAAUGAACCAAAGGUUAGACCACUGGAAAUGAUCAAUUUUUAGAUUUCAAGAUUUGCUGGUAUUGUCCCUGUAUUUUAAAACAAAGUAUUGCGGAAAAGUGUGGAAACGGAGUUUAAGUUUUGUUUGUCACAAUGACUUCAUAGAUUCUAGACUCUUUUUGCAAAAAGACAUUGCGUGUUGAGUUGCUCAGGAAUGCAAUUUAUCACUUGACUUACAGUUUUUGCACACAAUUUCGUUUAAAAUUCUUUCCCAGUUUUGAUUCCCUUUCAUUUUUUUUUUUUUCUUUCUCAUUUUUUUUUUUUUUUCUUCACUGUAUAAGGAAAUGUGAUUUAUGUAACUGCAACUAAGGAAACACAAUAGACUGGCUAUGUUUAAAUUUGCUCUUACAUUCAAUAGAAGCUCAAAAGUCUAAUGGUUGAUAAUGGAUUAACACAUGUAAAAAAAUAAACAAAUGCCUUUUAAUGUAAACUUCAUUUUGGUUGCCUCAUUUGGUCAGGAGGAUACAUGAAUGGUAGACAAUUGACCAAAGACAUUAAUAUAUAAUUAUUUUUUUUGUAUCAGUUUCAUGCCAUGGUGAUGUCCCUUUGGCCUUCGUUCUUCCAUGGCCAUCCUCAAAUGAAUCCCUCUCGCCAUGUUGCACUCUUGACUAGACAGGUGCAGCACUGCAUGGCUUGCCACCAGUUAUUGCAAUUUAAAGGCUCCACAUUAGCUUUGGUAAUCAUCAGCUUGGAGUUGGAGUUGAUGACUGCUGAUUGGUUCCCGAUUACUUCUGAGCUGUUGAAGAAAUCAAAGGUAAGCAUGAAAGUGUUGCACUGCGUUGUCACAUUAUCAUCACAUCAUUGCAGAAGGGCUGCAAUCUCAAGGGGAUAGUAGUUGUUCCUCUGCUCUAUAAUUUAUACAUAAAACACGAUCAACCGUGUAUAACAUCGGUUAGUAACUGCAAAGGCUGGAAACUUGCAUUCUCACCUCCUUGUGGUUUAACCAAGCAAACUGCUAUGUGACAUGUUGGACUUAGUCAAUUUGAUGCAAUAGUGUGCAAAACUGUAUGUUAGAAAAUGCAAUAGGAAUAAAUUGUGGUAUAGGGGAGGAGCACCUGACUGAGUAUGAAAGGAAGCUGAAACUGGUCUAAUGCAAUUUAUGGCUGGUGGGAGGAAGCUUCCAAUAUGGCAAGUUUCAGAAACCUUUUGAGUAUUUUACUGUCCUAAAUUGUAAGUAAUCCGCUUUACAGAGAAAAGAUACCAAAUAAUUGUCCUAAUAUGAUCAAGCUUGGAUAAGGAUGUUUUUCAUUUUCACCCAGAGCCAAAUGGCUGUGGCAGUGAAUAUGUGGAAAGAAAAUCUGUUUUAGGGUGAUCCACUAAAAUGUCUGGCCUAACAUUUUUAAACCAUAACCCUGUUUUGUUUGUAUAUUUCUGAAGUGUAUUUAACUAGUUAAUGCUAUUAAACAAGGGUGAGCACUACUGAAUUGUCAGGAAUUCUAUUGAAUUUAAAAUUUUAAAAAGUAGUUCAGUUCCCGAUCUUCAUCCCAAGCGCACAGAGAGCUGCACGGGGAUAAAGGAGGGGAGUCUGGACCAGCGCCAGCUCACUCCCAUCAGCCGCAUCCAGCCCCACUGUAACAUGCUGCUGCCCAAUCCCACUAGACCACACAAAAGCCUCCCUCCUUUGCCCACAAGGUAGGAAACAGGAGGGUGGAUAAAAUAAUGUAUUUAUUUAUUUUUUCUCUGUGUAUAUUUGUAUGUGUAUUUGUCUGUGUCUAUCUAUGAAUCUGUAUGUGUAUAUCUAUCUGACUAUCAAAUAAUAAAAAAUAUUGUCUGUCAAUGUGUAGAUUUAGGUCACCAGCUCACCUCCAAUCACAUGGGAAUGGUGGUUUUUACUUACCUUUUUCAAAUGGUGUGCCAGCGUCGCUGCAGCUAGCUCGCCACAUAACUGAAUUAUCAAUCUUGAUCUCAGCCAAUUUAAUGCUUUUCCAUAGGAAUGUGUUGGGAAGCUAUUGAGCAUGAACGGCAAAAUGCUGCUCCAAUUGGCAUCUUCUCCCAGAGAUGCAAUGAAAUCAAUGUUUCUUUACAAAGGCUGUGUUUUAAAUUGAAAAGCCUGCAGGAACAGGCUCUAGAAACGAGAACUGCUACAUUAAGCUACAGUGCUUCUGGUGACUAUAGUGUUCCUUUAAGAAUUGUAUUUUUGUCAUUGGGAAAAAAAAAUGGCUCCUAACUUUUAUUUUUUUUUUAUUUAUUUUUUUUAUUAAAGUUGGCUCCUAGAUUCAAAGCAAAUUUGUCAAGACCUGAUAUAUCUAUAUAGAUAUAUCAUAUUUUGUCUCCAAAAAAAUUACUUUUUUUAGUAUUUGUGUGCUUAUGUUGUAAGAGUUAGGUCAGCAGAAAGACUAAAAUGGCUACUCAGACAGCUCAAAAUAGACUUUACUGUUAUUUGAUCAUCUGCUGCUUAACCCCUUAAGGACUAAACUUCUGAAAUAAAAGGGAAUCAUGACAUGUCACACGUCAUGUGUCCUUAAGUGGUUAACCUAAUUUGCCUGGCGCUGUGAUUGGGAAACUGCACUAUAGGGACACUGUAGUCACCAGAACAACUACAGCUUAUUGCAUUUGUUCUGGUGAGUUGAAUCAUUCCCUUCAGGCAUUUUGCAGUAAAUACUGUUUUUUUCAGAGAAAAUGCAGUGUUUACAUUACAGCUUAGUGAUGACUCCACUGGCCACUCUUCAGAUGGCUGCUAGAGGUGCUUCCUGGGGCACUGUCAUUCAGUGUCUCCACCCUCUGCACGGAGACGCUGAACUUUCCUCAUAGAGUUUAAUUGAUUCAAUUUAUCUCUAUGAGGAAAUGCUGAUUGGCCAGGGCUGUGUUUGACUUGUGCUGGCUCUGCCCCUGGUCUGCAUUCUUGACAGUCUCAGCCAAUCUAUGGGGAAGCAUUGUGACUGGCUCAGACCACCACUUCUGAUGAUGUCUGCAGAUUUGAAAACAAGAUUUUACUAUAUUUAGUAAGGCAAGGGGGAUUUGGGGGGCUAGAUGGUGGUUUUAACACAAUAGGGUCAGGAAUACAUGUUUGUUCAUGACCCUAUAGUGUUCCUUUAAGUAGUCUCUGGUCAGAUGAGUGAAGAAAAGUAUAUGGAUUGAGGAAAAUAUGACCUUUAGAAACAAAGAUUCUAAACUUUUAGAAAAAGGUAAGACUGUUUAUGAAUACCUGUCUUGAUUUGAGGCAAUCCUGUAAUGAUUACAUAUGGCUAACUAGCUAAACCUCUUUAACCCCUUAAGGACACAUGACAUGUUUGACAUGUCAUGAUUCCCUUUUAUUCCAGAAGUUUAGUCCUUAAGGGGUUAAGGAAUUUUAACUGACCUAAUUUAGCAAUUUUGAUUUUCUCUUUUCAGAUUGAAAAUGCAGAUUUUAUCAACUGUAAGGAAAUGAUUGACCGUCACCUUGAAAGGCUAAUGCCAUCCAACUCCGUGUAUGUUUUUAUUUCUACUAGCAAAGCUGUUCGGUCAAAGAAAAGGGCUAAUAUAUCUUCUCCUGAAGGGUGCAAUGCACAGGCUGUGACUGUCGUUAGACAAAAAAUGAGCAAGCCUUUUCAAGAUCCUCUCACCAGUGCUUCAGAGUCAGCUCAUCAGGAUAUAAUGGAGACAGAGUUUUAUGAUGGAUUCAAGUAUCUGUACAGUGAAGAAGGCACAGAGGAGGCAGCUAUCAAUGCCUCAUCGUAUAGUACCCUUCAUUAAAUUAGGAGGUACCAGGUCUGUGCCAAAAGGAAAAAAGGGAACCGAAUAAGGAUCCAAAAGCAAUACAGGAAAAUAAACUAUUGCUUGUACUGAAAGAUUACGGCUAAUGGACUUGCCAAAUUUCUGGUCUUUCUGCUGCCAAAGAUAAUCUAAUAAGAGAUUAUUUGGGGGAAGGAGGUAAUGUUCUUGUGACAUGCUCAUUUGGUACAGUGUUCUGUAUGAUACAUGUGUGGAGUGUUUUUUGGGAUUUUAUUUUAUUUUUUUUUUUUUUUUGCCCCAUUCCAGGUUAUUGAGGUUGUUUUCAAUAUAUAACAAGGAGGUGGAAAUGGAGAAUGUCAGUCAGGUCAGGACAAAAACUAAUCAAAACUAAUUUUGAAUUGUCCUCUUUAAAUAACCCAAUUGACUAUUUCCCAAG
This is a messenger RNA of Pelobates cultripes (western spadefoot toad), 17499 nucleotides long. The record is from the annotation of a GenBank genome assembly. NCBI's taxonomy places the organism in Eukaryota, Metazoa, Chordata, Amphibia, Anura, Pelobatidae.